AAACAAAACACUCCACGUGCAUUUGUUUAUCAAAUAAUUAUCACAGAAAAACAAUGUUUCACACAAUACGUAAAGUAAAAAAAUACAGGAAACUGUUAAAAACUGGUGGAGUUAGAAAACGUAAAAAGUUACGAGGAACUGUCACAAAGAGAGAUUUUAUAGCAUGUGAAAAUCCAGAAUUUCUCAGUAAAGAACAGACCAGAACAAGAAGGCUAAAUAAAAGUGUGAAUGUUUCUGGUAAACGAAGAAGAAAAAUGAUGAAGAUAUUAAGUAGACAAGCAUUACCUACAAGAUCCACAGGAUCUGCACCAGAAUUAAUGACGAGUUCACAGUCCAAAAAGCAACCACAGAAGUCUAAUAAAAGUAAAAAGAAAACUGGAAAAAAGAAAACAGAGCCUGUAGAUUUAUCUACUCCAGAAGACAGCGAGAUGGAGGAUGAAGAAAUGCAAAUGAUGAUGAUGAUAAUGAUGAUGAUAAUGAUGAUAAAAUUCAAGAAGAGAUGAGUGAAGAUGAUAAUUAAAUAUACAUAUUAAAUUUACUAUUAAAAAAGAAUUAAAGAAAUGUC
Messenger RNA from Lottia gigantea (owl limpet), 565 nucleotides. RefSeq lists its product as hypothetical. The transcript is spliced from 4 exons. Lineage: Eukaryota; Metazoa; Mollusca; Gastropoda; Lottiidae. Bases 54 to 503 code for a protein of 149 amino acids. The record is from RefSeq and is a predicted model, not a curated record.